CCAAUGGCAAUGUGAAAAACUGAUAAAAACACUGGUCUUUGGAAUUUGGCCGGGUUUCUCUUCUUGUCUGCACUGUCAGACCUAAAUCACCAUGGAGGAACAGUCAAGAAACGUUUGGAUCAAGCAAGAUGAUCCAAAGCUGGUAUCCUCCAGACAUAAGGACAUAUUUGAGGACAUCCUAGAGGACCGUCGCCACAGUAGUGAUUUAGGAUGGAGCCUCCGUACCCGUGAUGUCCCCGAUUACAAAAACAACAAACCAAGGACAAUAGAUCAGAUUAAAGAGCAUGUCAUGGCCAGUGAUCGUGUGAAGUAUGCUGUGGAACAAGUUUGUAUGGAGAGUGGAUUGCCAGCUGAUGAGGUGUGGGCUCAAGCCAAGGAAAUCCUUGAGGAAAUGUCACAUAACCUCAGACUUGGUGCUAUCAGAGGAUUUGCUGUAUUCCUAGUCAAAGUUCUGAAAGCCUUAUUUAAAAGAAUUUAUGUAAAUGAAGAAGGCAUUCAGAAGGUGCGGGCAAUGAUUAAAGAGUACCCAAUAUUAUUGACUCCAAGUCAUCGAAGUUAUUUUGAUUUUCUACUAAUGUCCUUUGUGUUUUAUCACUAUGACCUGCCAUUACCUGUCAUUGCAGCAGCUAUGGAUUUCAUGGGAAUGAAAUUCUUUGGAUGGCUGUUAAGGAAUUCAGGUGCUUUUUACAUUCGCCGAAGUUUCGGUGAUGACCAAUUAUACUGGGCUGUUUUCACAGAGUAUGUGCAGACACAAAUCUGUAACAGUGAUCAUCCUCUUGAAUUUUACGUGGAGGGUACCCGCAGUAGGACAUCCAAGUCAUACUGUCCAAAAUUUGGAAUGUUGUCUGCAUCACUAGAGCCCUACUUCAAAGCUCACAUCCCUGAUAUCAUGAUUAUCCCUAUUAGCAUCAGCUACGACAAAGUCCUAGAGGAGAAACUAUAUGCAUAUGAAUUACUGGGAGUUCCAAAACCCAAGGAAUCUACCUCAGCAUUAUUUAAAGCGAGAAACAUUUUGUCAGAAGACUUUGGAAAUGUACACAUACAUUUUGGAGAUCCUCUUUCAAUACGUGAAUACUCAGUGGGGAAAGUUGACAGAAGCAUCCACAACCUUGCACCAAGGUAUAUUGCUAGUCUGUCAAAACAGGAGACAGAUCUACUUAAGAGUCUUGCCUAUGAUAUUGUGUUACUUCACUUAAAACACAUGGUCAUCUCCCCUUGGUCCAUGACUGCAGCAGUGAUGGUUCAAAACAAGGAGGGUAUACCCAUGCGACAGCUUGUGCGAGAAGUAGAGUGGCUCAAACGCCAUGCCUUGAAUUUGGGAGCAUACAUAGACUGGCCAGGUAAUGAAUCGUCUGACACUGUGGUGAGAAGUACACUACAGCUCCACAAAAACAUUGUUACUAUAAACAAGGACGAUGUAAUUGAGUUAGUAUCCAUGGAUGUUCCAUCACAUGUGAGUGAGGACCAGUUAAUGCAGGCAGCAGCCCAGCAUCUGAUGCUGUCGAUCUACCGCAAUCAGCUGAUGCACAUUUUUGUCCGUGUAGCGAUGGUGUCCCUGUCUAUCAAUGUCUGUACCCAGGACACUUUACCUUUAGAGGACCUUUACAACAAAUACGUAUUUCUGGAGCAUUUAUUAAACAGAGAUUUCAUUUUUCAUCCUGGUCAUACAAAACUGGACUUUGAGCACUCCCUCUUGACCCUUACACACAACUGUGGUGUUAUAAUCAGAGAUAAUGCUAUCCUUAUCAAAUCCUCUACCAAUAAAUACACCACGUUCUUCAGCCAGAUGUUUGAGCCUUUCCUCCUUGGAUACUGGAUUGUGUGCCGAUGCCUUUUAUCAUUACACACUGAUGUGCAUGGUAAACCCAAGGCCAAGACUCCUAAAGUAAUCGCUAAAGAGGCUCAGAUGUUGAGUGCAAGGCUUUUAAGGGAUGGUGCUGUUAAGCACUUAGAGGUUCUCUCCCUCGACAUCCUCAACAAUGGACUCCAUGCCCUCUUCCAUAUGAACGCUGUGUCAAAAGAAAAGAGAGAUGGACAGGCCUAUAUGUAUCCCAACACCAUAGUUCUUACCAAUAUCUGCGAACAACUCGAAAAGUUCCUUGACGUUCCACAGAUUCCCAUGACAAGCAUCCUGGUGGAAUCGAAAACAGUGGUGAUCAAUGCUAAGUUAUAGACAUAUAUAGAGCCAGCAUCUCUUGUGAAAAUGUCAAUUGUUUCAACUGUCCAUGGAGACUAAAUGUCAUGACAGAGAUGUUGUAUUUUUUUGACACUUUUAUAAUCCAGGAUUGCAAUGUGACAAAAAACAUCGAGAAGAAAUAAAAAAUUCAAUCUUCUAUAUUAAAGUGGUACUAUAUCCAAAAACUUAUAUUAUUGCAUGAUGGAAUCAUCAGAGUUUCACCUGUUAGCCAUGAGUCUGUUAAUCAUCAGUCAAUCUGUCCUCCAGUGCAUCAAUCUGUUGACUAUGUGAAUAGCUUUCAAUACUCUGACUUGUUUUAGGGUAAAACACGCCAGCAGCCAGGUAUAGACAAAAUUAGAACAUAAUGCUGGUAAACCUGGUUUCAGGAGUUACUCUUUAUUAUUUUCUUUUUUAAUUUAUGAUUAUUCUUUUUAAGAGGGCUCUUGGGAACUUGGUAACUCUUGCAACCCAAUACCUGUAACUGAACUAUAUAUAUGACAUAUAAAUAAGCUUAUGAGAUGUUUAUUCAUGGAGAUUUUUCUCCUAUUUUGUUUUUUGUUUCUUUUAUCUAACUGUUAUAUUGAUUUUAUUUAUUUUUUGAAAAAUAGAACCUUGUAUCAGUUUACAGCUUAUAAUGAUGCAACAUCUUGUAUCAAUAUACUCCGUCUUAUAAUUGUGUGUCGCUAUACUCAUUGUCUGACUAUAAAUAUAUUUAACAAAUUAAGCAAAUCAAUGAUUUUUGUACUGUAGUUCUUUUCUUGUUAUCAAACCCUUAAAUGAAUUACUGGUUUUUGAUUUGCUCAUGAAGGGCAUUGAAUUAACUGGUGUAAUGAGAAGAUGACCUUGUAUGACAAAAAAUUGUGUUACUACACAUGUUUGAUUAAAUUUUAGUGCAAAAUUAUCAUUGAAAGUAAAAUUAUUGGCCAGUGCAAUUCAUGCUAUGAAUCCAGCAAUGUUUUCAUCUUGAAAACAACGGAUCAUAAUUUAAACAUUUGACAUUUUCAUUAUAUUGAAAUCCAUCAAAGGUUUCUAAGAUUGAAAACGCAGCUAUUUUUGUCUUUUCCUUUGAAAUAUAUUAAGGUUUUUUUUACCUGUAUAGAAUCAGAUCAAUUGUAUGUCAUGAUAUGUAUACAUGCACAACAAUAUUUGAACAUGUAUAUAUACAUUUAUCUUUUGAAAGGAUUAUUAAAUGUAAGGCUGGUCAUGUGAUUGUUUCAUUUCUUGAUGAAACAAUGGUCUCAUACUAUAAGGUGUAAGUGAUAUUGUUUAUAAGUGUGUACCCGAGUAUAUGUAGCAUAUAUUUAUUCACAAACUCUGUAGUGCUUUAAGUCGUUAUGUAUAAUUCAAUUGAUUCCAAAAUGAUUAUAUUUCCAAGGAUUGAAUUUCAAACAUAUUCUGUUUCUUUAAAGACAAGACACAUGUUUACUGCAAUUUUAAUGCAAAAUGCAAUCAAAUAAGAACUUGGAAAUCAAUCUUCCUGUAACUAUAUGAAGCACUACAUAGUUUUCGUUGUUUAUUUAUAUAAUCAAAGUCAUCAAGUGAAGUGUGAUAUAUUGAGAAUAUAAUAUUAACGACUUUCUCGCACGUAAAAAUGACAUUAUUGUAAACUGUCAUUACCUUAUGAAAUUGUUCAUAUAUUAAAAGCAAUUCAUUCCAAGAUGAUUUCCAAAAAGUGAUUUUGUAAACAAGACUUAAUACUAAAAAACAUAUUUUUUCUCAUGUGUUUGCAUGUUUAUCAUGUACUUCAUUCCAGACACUCCAAUAAUGAUAAAGGUUAACAUGGCCAGAAAUGUAUGACAGAUGCCUUGUAACUUAGCAGUUAGCUCAAUAACAUCAAAUACUAAAUCAGCCAGCCAGCAGCCUGUGAUAUUAUAGGAGUAUAUUCCAGAUAAAGCAUGGAUCUUCCUUCUAGCCUUAUAAUUGGUAUAUUUCUUCUACCUGCUCAAUGUUAGCAUUAGGUAGAUUUAAAAGGACUGUUGACUCGUCCUUGUGAAGAAAUUAUGGUAAGAAAAUGCACAGGACAAUAUAUCUGAAGUGAUUCCUUUAUAAAUGUCAUUCCUCUCCCACUGUUACGGAUUGAUAUGUGAACCUGAUUAAUUCAGAAACCUGUUUAUUCUGAAUGAGAAAUCCCUGUAGUGUUUGAUACAAACAGGUUUUCAGAAAAGAAAUCCCAUUUUUCUUUUUUAGAGAUUUUUAAAUCUGUGUGUAGGACAUUGAGUAAUAUAAUGACAAGUGAGAUGAUUUUAGAUUUUGAGUUUUUAAAUAAGUAGUAAAUCUGAAGAAAAUAAUUUAUAUCAUUAUUUUAUACACAGUAUGAUUGACAUUAGAGUUGUGAGCAUGGUGAACAUGGUUGUCAUUGAUUUUGAUAGUAUGUAAGGGAGUGUAUUUUUAUUGAUCUAUAAUACAAUAGAUCAGUAAACAUUGCAAUGAAAGUAUUUCUAGAUAAUUGCUCAAUAAAGUAUUUCAAAUUGU
Ylistrum balloti is the source of this 4648-nucleotide messenger RNA. Its product is annotated as dihydroxyacetone phosphate acyltransferase-like. Bases 92 to 2173 code for a protein of 693 amino acids. Gene Ontology annotation, biological process: ether lipid biosynthetic process. NCBI's taxonomy places the organism in Eukaryota, Metazoa, Mollusca, Bivalvia, Pectinida, Pectinidae. The transcript is spliced from 14 exons. Gene Ontology annotation, molecular function: glycerone-phosphate O-acyltransferase activity. The record is from RefSeq and is a predicted model, not a curated record. Gene Ontology annotation, cellular component: peroxisomal membrane; mitochondrial membrane.